This is a messenger RNA of Rattus rattus (black rat), 1695 nucleotides long. RefSeq names its product leucine-rich repeat and WD repeat-containing protein 1-like. NCBI's taxonomy places the organism in Eukaryota, Metazoa, Chordata, Mammalia, Rodentia, Muridae. Gene Ontology annotation, cellular component: nuclear origin of replication recognition complex. Gene Ontology annotation, biological process: chromatin organization; establishment of protein localization to chromatin. The record is from RefSeq and is a predicted model, not a curated record. The transcript has 12 exons. Gene Ontology annotation, molecular function: chromatin binding; protein binding. The annotation marks the transcript as partial.
GGAGGUACUGCGUGUAGCCAGAAGAUCCAGGCUGGACUGGGCCUCUUCUGGUCCCUCUUACGGCAGGUCACAGCUCUCUGGCAGAAGUUCAUAGCCACUGUGAACCCCGAGGAGGAAGCUGACAAAGUGCAGGCUGACUUCAUGAGGUCCGCAGUCAGGGAUGUGCGUUACGGGCCCGAGUCUCUCUUCGAGUUCACGCAGUGGCGGGUGCGGAUGAUCGCUGAGGAACUGGUGGCCUCAGGUGGGGCCCAGGCCCAUGAAGCUAAUGCAUCAGUGGAACAUCCCCAGGCAGCAGUUGGCUCCAAGCUCAGGGCCAGAAAGGUAACAAAAUGUCCAGAUAAUGACGAAAUCAGCCUUCCUCCCACCAAGCGAGUGCGGGCCUCCCCACCAGCCCAGACUGAGGACAGUCCUAUGGAUGCUGCUGGAGGCCAGGCCGCCCUACACCUGGAGCCCCUGCACUUCCUGCAGUGCCACAGCAGAAACAACAGCCCUAAGGACCUGGAGACCCAGCUGUGGGCCUGUGCCUUUGAGCCAGCCCGGGAGGAGGGACACUCGGGGGCCACGUCCCAGACCGUGGCCACAUGUGGCGGAGAAGCUGUUUGCGUGAUAGACUGCCAGACAGGCCUCGUGCUCCAUAAAUACAAGGUUCCGGGCGAGGAGUUCUUCUCAGUGGCCUGGACAGCCCUGACGGUGGCCACCCAGGCAGGCCACAAGAAGCGCUGGAAUGUGCUGGCAGCUGCAGGCCUUCGGGGCAUGGUGCGGCUGCUCCAUGUGCGCGCGGGCUUCUGCUGCAGCGUCAUCAGGGCCCAUAAGAAGGCCAUCGCCACCCUCUGCUUCAGCCCCACCCAUGAGACUCACCUCUUCACUGCCUCCUAUGACAAACGGAUCAUCCUCUGGGACAUUGGGGUGCCCAACCACGACUACAAGUUCCAGGCUAGCCAGCUCCUCACGCUCAGCUGCAGUUCCGUCCCUUUGCGCCUCUGUCCUGUUGCCACCUGCCCGGACAGCUUCCUGCUGGCUGGCUGCGAGGGAGGCUGCGGCUGCUGGGAUGUGCGGCUAGACCAGCCCCAGAAGCAAAGGGUGUGUGAGGUGAAUUUCGUCUUCUCUGGGGACUCCGAGGUGUCGGGACAAAGAGUGGAUGGGCUGGCAUUUGUGAACGAAGAUGUGGUGGCCUCCAAAGGGAGUGGACAGGGCACCAUCUACCUGUGGAGCUGGAGCCAGACCUGGGCAAGCCGGGGCAGCCAGUCCGUGUUGCCUGUGGUCAUCCUGGCCCAGCUGCAGUGGUCACCCACCAGCCUGGCCUACUUCUCACUGAGCACCUGUCCUGACAAAAACCUCGUGCUGUGUGGAGACGAGGAAGGCAGUGUGUGGAUCUACGAUGUUGAACACCUACUGAAGCAGCCACCUCCACUUGAAACAACUCUGCAGCCCCCAACACAGAUCCUGAAGUGGCCUCAGCCAGUAGCAUUGGGCCAACCAGUGACCAAGACCAUGGUAAACACAGUCGUGGCCAAUGCCGCCUUCACCUACCUCACUGCUCUGACGGACUCCAACAUCGUGUCCAUCUGGAAGACAUGCUAGCCCGCCCAAGGCAGUGUGUCAGGACAUGGCUUAUUAGCUUGGGCCUAGUGCUAGAGGGGUUUGUACCAGUGAGUAUUUUGUAUUAAAUUCUACUGUCGGAAGUGAGUGCAGUCA